GUGAUUUGGUCCAUUUGGAAAUACAUGUGUGCUUACAUCCAUACAUAGUAUAUAAGAAGGUCAAAGGAGGAAAUAAUCGCAGCAAUUUGACAGCAGCCUCAGGGCAUGGAUCUGAAAAGGCAAAUAUUACAAUUCUUUGAAUCACAUCCAGAUGAAAGUUUACAAGCACUUGACUUGAAACAUCUUGGACAGAAGAAGGAUAUCAACCAUCAGUUAUAUGCCCUUCAGAAGGAAGGAGUAAUCGAGAAAGUCCAGGAGGCAUAUCUUCCAUUGUGGAAGUUGAUUUCACAACCAAUGUCUCACAAUCAAGAUGGAACAUUAUCACAUAUGGGUGAUACUGUGACUACCAAUGAGACUACAGCUACCAAGGCCCAGCCAUCUUUAGCAACAUCUGAUCAAUUAAUCACUUCACAGAUGAAAUACCUUGACCCGAGUUUGAAGAACUUAUUUGACCAAGCGGGUAUAUCAGCUGAUCAACUCCAAGAUAAGGAAACUGCUUCAUUUAUAUAUGACUUCAUAGAACAACAGGGAGGGCUUGAUGCAGUUAGGAAAGAGACUGCUCCACCCCCUCCUACAUCCAGAAACAGGAGAGCUCCUCCUCCUCCACCACCUUCGAGAGGGCUUCAGCGUGGCCUGGGUGCUUCCCCUCCUCCAGCUCCAUCCAGAAGUAUGGAUGCCCCACCCCAGCCCCCACCACUCAGCCAGAUCAGACAAGGAGCGAAAUCAAAAGAGAUGAACAACCUUGACCUUAACAACCUUGACCCCAGUUUGAAGAGUGUAUUUGACCAAGUGGGUAUAUCAGCCAAAGACCUCCAGGAUAAGGAAACUGCUACAUUUAUAUAUGACUUCAUAAAACAACAGGGAGGGCUUGAUGCAGUUAGGAAAGAGACAGAAAGAGGCUGUUCCCCAGCUACUUUCAAACCAGUUAAGAGUGGGAUGGCUGCCCGACCCCCUCCCCCAUCCAGAAACAGGGGAGCCCCUCUCCCACCACCACCUGGUCGAAAUAGGGCUGUCCCUCCUCCUCCCCCAUCUUCUAGAGGGCUUCAGCGUAGCAUGGAUGCUCCCCCUCCUCCAGCUUCAUCCAAAGGUAUGGGUGCCUCAUCCCGGCCCCUGCCACCCAGACAAGGAACAAAAUUAAAAGAGAAGUCUGAUCCUACAAACAAAACCAAAUUUACAAGUGCACCUGAUGAAGAAUGUGAAUCAGCUCUUGUACCACCAGAAUCAGUCAACUACAAUAUACCUGGCUAUGUUUUUGCCAUUGGAGAAACACAAUGUACUAACUGUUCUGUGGCCUUCAGUCAAUAUGAGUCCAAGUUCACUUGUGAUUGCCGCACAAUUGCUCUUUGUAAGAAAUGUUCAAUUGAUCACACACAGCAUGGGACACAAAGGAUGUUCAAAGAAAAUGUUAUACAGAAACACAGAUAUGAUAAGCUGAGAACUUCGAUCACGAAAAACUUAUUAGGCAAGCUCAAGUCUGAUAUUACAUGUACUAGCAUCUUAAAGGGUUCAAAUGUAAACAAAGUAUUGAUUGAUGAAGAAAUAUUUGGGCGUUCGCAAUCAGCAGCAGGGCUUGCAAUCAUAUGUGGCCAUAAGGACAUACUUCAAUAUCUUUUAGAGAAUUAUGGAACAUCCCUCUUUAAAGAGGCACUUGGUACUUGGCAGAAAAGCCUUGGAAUGUUGGUUAUCCAGAAUCCACAGGAAGAUCUGGCAUGUCUUUCCUACAUAGAUGAGUUUUACCCUGAUCUUAUACGUAAGGAUUUUGGGAAUCAACAUACUGGCAAUGCGCUUCAUGUUGCUUGUUCAGAUUCAGUAUCUGUCAAAGCAAGUGUGUCAAAAAGUCAUUUAAAGCAAGUGAAUUAUCUAAUAGCUCAGGAGUUUGAUUUAAACGCCAAAGACAGUUCUGGCAACACACCACUUCACAAUGCAUGUAAAAUUACUGAUCCUAGUAUUGUUGAAACAUUACUGACUCAUGGAGCAAACUCCAGUGCUGAAAAUCAUGAGAUGCAAACGCCAUUAUUUCAUCUGAUGGCUUCCAUUGAGGAUAAACAACCAUGUCAUGUGAUGAUUGGAAAGAAUGUCCGCAAGUGUAUUGUGCUUCUGAGAAAAGCUGGUGCUUCUCAUAAAACAUCUGGUUUUGUCUCUAUUGACACUGGAUCUGCAUGUAAGAGAGUAGCAUUGUCAGAUUUGAAAGCAUAUAAGCGUCCCGGUGUAAAAGAUGCAGUGACAUUGAGAGACCUAAAAAUAAUCGAAGGUAUUAACCCCAACAGUAGAGACUUAAAAAUGGAUGUUACAUAUAACCAAGUUCCAGAGGAGCAGGGUACGGGUUCUAGCAAACUAGCAUGCGAUAUUUAUCCCCAAUCAUUCGAAGAACCAGAGAAAAUUCAAGUCAGUACAGAAAAUUUGGAAGAAGAUGAUACUUCAUCAAGUCAUCCUUUGGGAAAGAGACUUGCUAUGAUCACUAACCAGUCUCCUAAUGAGUUGUUAACUGAGACAAUUGAAACAAACUCAACAACUCCUUUGUCAGCUGGAGCUUCAAAAACUGACAUCACAGGGCACAUUAUAGAUAUACCUAGUCACUCCACCUGUGUUGUUUCAACUGAGACAAGUGAUGCAAUCCCUGUCACCCAUCCAACUACUACUACAGGAGAACCAAUAACUGACAUAUCAAGUUACAUCACCGGUAAACCUGCUUGUCCCUCUACUAGUAAUGUAUCUACUGAGAUAAUGAUUGCCUCUCAAAAUAUACCAGCAGCAGGAGGAUCAGCUAUUUCCUCUAACAUUGUACCAACAACUACUGCAGCAGAUACUGUAGCAUCUGAGAUGAGUUCAUUGACUGUCACAUCAAGUAGUUCUAGUCAGGGGAAGCCUGUGAAUGCAGCUGAAAUGGAUCUGGCACAGAUGUGCCUUGACUUUAAGCAGAUGCAUGCUGAGUUGUUGGAAAAAGAACUUAAAGAAACAUUGGGACAAAGAGAGAAUGUGCUAUUGUCUAACUAUGCAAGUAAAAUGAGUGACAUUAAUGAAAUGCUGAAGAAAUUGGCAGUUUCAAAAUAUGAACCAAUUUUGGAUGUUGUAAUUGAGAAGGUUAAGCCAGAUGAUCUCGGAAUGAGGCAGCUUAGUAAAAACUUAGAUGAGGUGUAUAAGAUGACUUCAAAGCCAAGAGGCAGAGCUCUUAUCAUUAACAAUGAAGACUUCUCUAAAACAAAAUUGCAGAAUCGUGAUGGUUCAACUAUUGACCGUGUUAGACUUGAGACACUUCUGCGUGGCUUUGAUUUUGAAGUUGAAACUUUGCUGGAUAAAACAGCUCAGGAGAUCAAUGACAUAUUGGAGGAUGAACGUAGAAGACACGACCAUCAUUAUAAUGAUGCAUUUAUUCUUGUGAUACUGAGUCAUGGGACAAAUAAGCCAAACAGUUGUGUGUAUGGAGUAGAUGGUGCUAAAGUACCCAUAAAUACUAUAACCUCCUACUUUGAAGGGAAGAAUUGUCCUGAUUUGAAAGGCAAACCAAAGUUAUUCUUCAUGGCAGCCUGUCAAGGAAACACCUGUCAUUCAGCUACUGACUAUGCAAAUGCUCCAUCGCCAGAUGAAUCUCAAAUGUCUGAGCCCAAUAUUCCUAGCAUACCUGAUACUGAUGAUGGACCAUCUGAUAAGCCACACAAACAUACUAAAGCUGACAUGCUGGUUGCAUGUGCAUCUGUGGAAGAUUAUGUGUCUUUUCGUGAUGAACAACUAGGUACUUGGUUUAUCUACCAUCUUGUGAAGGUCUUUGGGGAAGAGGCACAUCAGAAAGACAUCAAUAAAUUGCUGACUAAGGUGAAGAGAGAUGUGGCCAAUAGAAAAACACCAAGUCAAAAGCACAUCAUGAUUCCCAAUAUCCCUUAUAAUACACUAGUUAAGGAACUGUACUUCUUCCCAGGCAUUGUUGGAACCAGUGGAGUGACACUUCCUCCUGAUUCCAAUUUCUGAAAGACAAUAAUUGACUAUGAGUGAAUUAAGAAUUAAAUCAUGAACAUUGUCCUAUGAACAAGUGGUUUUCCCACACUUGGAUGAUGAUGCUUUGAUGCAAGAAACAGCAAGAUAUCUUAUAGUUAUCUUACAGUUUUGCACAUUCGUUCUACAGCUUAAAUUAGCUGUAUCAUACAUAUUCAAGACACAAGCAUGCUUUAUUACUUUCUGAGCAAUCAAAUUGCAGUAUCACCAUGUAUCAGACAGCUAAGCUUCAGAAAUGUUACUAAUCAAAGGACAAUUCUCGGUUUGGAGAACAGUCUCCUGGGCUAAUAAUUUUUUUCAUGAAAAAUAUAGAAAUAUUACCCAAAUUAAACUAUGAAUAUUCAAAAUAGGACAUUUAAAU
Owenia fusiformis is the source of this 4348-nucleotide messenger RNA. The record is from the annotation of a GenBank genome assembly. NCBI's taxonomy places the organism in Eukaryota, Metazoa, Annelida, Polychaeta, Sabellida, Oweniidae.